Pseudomyrmex gracilis is the source of this 2812-nucleotide messenger RNA. RefSeq names its product growth arrest-specific protein 8 (gene Gas8). The record is from RefSeq and is a predicted model, not a curated record. Bases 484 to 1908 code for a protein of 474 amino acids. The transcript is spliced from 8 exons. Lineage: Eukaryota; Metazoa; Arthropoda; Insecta; Hymenoptera; Formicidae. Gene Ontology annotation, biological process: cell motility. Gene Ontology annotation, molecular function: microtubule binding; small GTPase binding. Gene Ontology annotation, cellular component: Golgi apparatus; microtubule; motile cilium.
AACUUUGGAUACGUUAUUUGUAAUAUUUCGAUUAAUUUGAUAUUAGCACACAUCCUUUAUAGAAAACAAAUAGCUAAUUUCUGUAUAGAUGCCAAAAAACUUUUUAACUUCUGCUAAAUAAAAUGCCAGUUUGCUAUACAACAGUGUAUUUUUCUGUCCUUUGAAUCGAAACUGAUAAAUUAAGUUCAAUGCUGUGCUAACACAUUCCGUGUACACUUCUGUUUAAAAAAAUUGCAGUCCUAUGUAAUUUGAGUGUCAAGAGAGUCCCCGUCUGUCUGUGCAAAGUACGGUUACUUAGCAACGAUCUUACAAAACACAAUGCUGCUCUUAAAUGUCACGUUAACCGAGUUGUAAAGACACUCACGCGAAAUUAUAGAUUUUUAUAACAGCGUCGCUAUUGUUACAAUUAUUACGUUAAAUUUUCUAUAAUUUUUAAAAAAAGUAAAACGUUUUUUACGCGUUUUAUUUGGUGCAUCAAUAAAAAUGGGUCCCAAGAAAGCAAAAGGAAAAGCGGUGGAUACCGUUGAGGGAGUGGAUACAACAAAAAUGAACAGAGAACAAUUAGAGAUAUAUGCUCACAAAAUUUUAGAAGAAAUGGAACGCGAACGUGAAGAACGAAAUUUCUUUCAACUGGAAAGAGAUAAGCUGCGCACUUUUUGGGAAAUCACGAGGCAUCAGCUCGACGAAGCGCGUGCCGCAAUCAGAAACAAAGAACGUGAAAAAGAGGAAUUGGCGGAGAAGCACGAGGCCGAACUUAAGUUAUAUAAACAAAAAGUGAAACAUUUGAUGCACGAGCAUCAGAACAAUUUGUCCGAAAAUAAGGCUGAUCAUCUAGUUGCGCUCAAAUUGGCGCAAGACGACCACAAUGCUCAAGAAAACGAGCUUAUCAGAGAUAAGAUAGAAUUAAAAAAGCUGCAGAAAGAGCAGGAACUAGCGCACGUGGGUGUGAUCCGCGCGUUGAAGCUGAAACAUUCGGAAGAAAUGCAGAAUAUGAUGAAAAAAUUCGAAUCUGAAGCGAUGGAAAUGGAGCAAAAGUAUGAACAAAAAUUAACCACUCAGUACGAAUCCCUGAUACUAAAGCAUCGUAUGGAAAUGACAGAAGUGGAGGAGCGAAAAACCGCGCAGGUCGCGGAUCUCAUAAAAAAUCACGAGAAUGCAUUUGCCGAAAUGAAAACUUAUUACAACGAUAUUACACUUAAUAAUUUAUCGUUGAUUAAAAGCAUGAAGGAACAAAUGGAAGCAAUGAGAAGUAGCGAGGAACGUAUGAAGAAACAAACGCGAGAACUGACAACGGAAAAUAAAAAGUAUUCGAGUGAUUUAAAAGCCACGCAGGAAAUAGUGGCCGAGCUUACCCGUCAACUUUCAAAUUAUGAAAAAGACAAACAGUGUCUAGCCAAUACAAAACGAAGACUGUCCGCGGUGACAAAGGACUUGGAAAAUUUAAAAUGGGAAAACGAAGUUCUCGAACUGCGUUUCGAAAAAUGUCAAUCCGAAAGAGACGAGUUACAUUCCAGAUUCGUUUCGGCGAUUUUCGAUCUACAACAGAAAACAGGUUUGAAGAAUGUACUUUUGGAAAAAAAACUGGAAAAGUUGUCGGAAGUACUGGAGCAACGUGAAGCGCAAAUCAGCGAAGUGUUGGCAGCUGCCCAAUUGGAUCCGACGGCGGUGGUUAGUGUAAAUAAGAAAUUGGAGGAUUUGCUCAAUAGAAAAAACGCUGCCAUACAAGAGCUACAAUAUGAAUUGGCGAAAGUUUGCAAGGCGCACGAUGACUUAUUAACGACUUAUGAGAGUAAAUUGCAGGAAUACGGAAUUCCUAAAGCUGAACUUGGAUUUCAGCCGUUAAGGAUGAAAGUAGCCGGCGCGAAAUUGGGUUUAGGUCCGGCUGGUCUCGUUACCGCAAAUCGGUAACGCAUUUUACAACAAUUAUAUUAUUGCAGUAUUAUACACAAUCGAUUUGUAUGAUUUGGUGAAGAUAUUCUGUCUCAUUGAAAAACUCGCACUGACGUCAAUAAUUGUUUACCUUUUGCCAAGAUCAAAGAUUUCGAUAAGCUCGAUAAUUACAUGCAUUUACGCGUGCAAAUGUUUCACAAGUGUAUUUUUGAUGCAUGUGUGCGCAGCGAUAUUCCUUCGGAAACCUAAAACAUUUCAAAAUGUGUUAAUAUAAUCGACAUGUAGAAUCUAUUUUGACACAUAGUACUUUUAUUUUGUAAAACACGAAUACAUUUUCAGCAUAUCGCGUUAUGUUCUCAAAAAUUACAUAAAAUUAUCACAGAGAAUGUACAGAGUAGAUCAUAUCGAUGCCUGAAAGUUGUAUAGUCUCAAUAAUUUCGCACAGUUCUCAUUUGUCUCGCUUUCUGAUCUAAUUAUCUCUUGUUGCGCAAUUUACGUCACAUGACAAUGAGAAAUCAUGAUAUUGUGCACACAAUUCCCAUCGGUAAUUCCGUUUUCGUUGAAAUCAGCACAACUUGUCUCCGCGUUACAUUUUCGCAGCAGAUCUAACAACUGGCAGGCACAAAUACAUUGAAGAUACAUUCAUGUUUAGAUGUUGACAUAUAUAUAAAUAUAAAUAUAUAUAUAUAUAUAUAUUUAUAUUUAUGUAUAUAUAUAUAUAUAUAUAUACACAUAUAUAUACACAUAUAUAUAUACAUAUAUAGAUAUAGACACACUGACUAGUCUAGCUUGUAAAACACUAUAGGUCAAAUACAUCAGGUCACAUGGUUAAUUUUAAGUACCGACUUUUUAUGUAAAAUACUUCCUCGCUCGGGUGUCUCUCUCUUUUUCUUUCUCUCGUGCGUAGCAGAUAAUUUGCAAA